AUGCUUAUUUGUUCCUCUACUAUCCUUUUCUCUCCUAGCCUCUUUUUCCUCAACUUCCUCACCUUUUCCCAUCUCCACUGCUUCUCUCCUCUCCCCAUUUUCUCCUUUGCCUUCAUUGACUGUUUUCCCUCCCUUUUCUCUCCCCUCCUUUUGUCUCCUCUCCUCUCUUCUCUCAUUUUCUCUCCCCACUUCUCGUCUCUCCUUCCCUCUCGUCUCCUGCUCACUCCUCUCUUUUAUCCCCCUCUCCCCCCCCUUCCUCUCCAUAUCGCCCCUGUCCUUCUCCCUCCUCUCCUUCUCUUCCCAUUCCCUCUCCCUCCUCUCCUUCUCUUCCCUUUCCCUCUCCCUACUCUCCUUCUCUCCACUUUCCCUCUCCCUCCUCUCCCUCUCUCCCUUUUCCCUCUCCCUCCUCUCCCUCUCUCCCUUUUCCCUCUCCCUCCUCUCCUUCUCUCCCCUCUCCUUGUCCCUCCUCUCCUUCUCCCUCUUCUCCUUCUCCUUAAUUUCCUCCUCCACCUUCCUCCUCUUCCUCUCCUCCCUCCUCCCUUUUCCUUUCCUCUUCCGUUCUCCUUCCCUCCUCCCUUCUCCUUCCCUCCUCCCUUCUCCUUCCCUCCUCCUUUCUCUUUCCCUCCUGCUUCCUCUCCUCGUCCUCCCUUCUCCUCUCCUCUUCCUUUCUCUUCCAUCCUCCAUUCUCCGUUUGUCCGCCUUUCGCUUAUCCUCCUCCCGUUUCUUAUCAUCCUCGUUCUCCUGAGAUCCUCCUUUCUCCCUUCCCCAUUCCUCCCUUUUCAUCCCUCCUCUCCUUAUCCUCCUCCCUUUUUCCUUUAUCCUCCUCCUUUCGUCCUCCCUUUUCAACCCUUCUCCUAUCCUCCUCCUUUCUCCUAUCCUCCUCCCGUUUCCCAUCCUCCUCCCAUCUUCUGUCCUCCUCCUUUCUCCUAUUACCCCUUCCACUUUCCUCUUUCUUUUCAUCCCUCCUCUCAAUCCUCCUCUCCUCCCCCCGAUGACCCACACUCACACCACCUACCUUCACCUCCCCAUUCCCACUCUUCUCUACCUCUGCAUUUCGCCUCGCCUGUUCCUCCCCUUUCUUCCCAUCCCUCCCCUCCCCACGCUUCUCCUCCUCCUUCCUUCGCUUAUUCUCCCUCCCUUCCUCCCCCUCCUCCUCCUCUUCCCCUUUCCUUCUCCCUCCCUUGCCCUUAUCACUCCCCAAAGCCCAUCGCUCUUGACCUUCCCCUUUCUCUUUUUCCCCCUCUCCCACCGCGCCACUCCCUAUUCUCACACCACCAUUCCCACCUUCCUCCUCCUUCCUGCUCUUUUCAGCCGAUUCGAAAUCUUCCUACCUUCCCCUCUCUCCUUUCCCCCCUCUCCCGCUGCGACACUCCCUAUUCUCACACUACCACCCCCACCUUCCUCCUCCUCCUUCCCUGUCUCUUCUGCCAAUGCAACGCCCUUCUGACUUUUCACUCUCUCCUCUUCCCGCUCUCCUGUUGCUCCACUCCCUCUUCUCACACCACUGGCCCCACCCUCAUUCUCCUUCCUCCCUAUCUCUUCUGCCAAUGCAACGCCUUUCUGACUUUUCCCUCUCUCCUCUUCCUCCACCUUCUCAGCCCCUCUUUCUCCUCCACUUCUGUUCACAUCGGCCUUUUCUCCUCGUUCCCGUGCUGUGUCUACCCCUCUUUCCAUUCCUUCCUUACCUUCCCUUGCAACUCUUUCUCCCCCAUCUGCUUUGUGGCUGCUGAGGGUUUCCCCUCCUCCUCUUGCCCCUCCUCCUCUUUUCCCCCCUCCUCCUCUUUCCCCUCUUCCUCUUUCCCCUCCUCUUUCUCCUCCUCCUCCCCUUCUUCCUACCUCCCUUGCUCCUCUUUCCCUUACACCUCCUUCCCCACCUCCUCUUUCCCUCGUAUUGUUGCUGCCCCUCAUUCGUGUCACAUCAACAUCCCUCCUCUCUGCUAUCUUUCCCAUGUCUCGUUCACGCGCUUCCCUUCCAAUAUCCCUUCCUGCCCCAAAAAUACAGCUGCCUGCUUGCAUCUCUGCCCCUCGUUCUUGUCACAUCCACAUCCCUCGUUCUUGUCAUGUGCACCAACUCCCUCCCCCUCUCUGCUGACAUUACUAACGUCUCUCUCGCCUCCUACACUCCCUCUACCCUUUGCUUCUCCACCAUCCACCUCUCUCCCCUUCUCCCUCUCCCUCCCAGCACUCACUCUCUCACCCUCCCACACGUCUCUCCCCUUCUCCCUUUCCUUCCCCUCCCUCCCAUCACUCCCCUUCUCCCUCUCCCUCUCAACACUCACCAACCCCCUCUCCCUCUCCCUCCCCUCACUCCCCUUCUCCCCUUUCCCUCUCCCCUCUCCCUCCCCUCACUCCCCUUCUCCCCCUCCCUCUCCCUCCCCUGACUCGCCUUCGCCCCCUCCCUCUCCCUCUCCCUCCCCUGACUCGCCUUCCUCCCUCUCCUUCUCCCUCCCUCACUUCCAUUCUCCCUCUCCCUCUCCCUCUCCCUCUCCCCCUCUCUCGCCCUCUCCCUCUCCCUCUCCCUCUCCCUCGCCCUCGCCCUCUCCCUCUCCCUCUCCCUCUCCUCACUCACCUUCACCCUCUCCCUCUCCCUCCCUCCUCCAUUCCCAUCGCCCUCUCCCUCUCUCUCCCCUCAGUCCCCUUCUCCCUCUCCCUCUCCCUCUCCCUCCUCUCACUCGCCUUCUCCCUCUCCUUCUCCCUCCCCUCACUCCCCUUCUCCCUCUCCCUCUCCCUCUCCCUCUCCUCUCCCAAUCUCCCUCUCCCUCUCCCUCUGCCUUCUCCUUCUCCUUCACCCUUUCCCUCUCCCUCUCCCUCUCCCUCUCCCCUCUCCCUCUCCCUCUCCUCAACUCAAUCCGGGCCCCUUUCCCACCUUCCCACUCCCCAUCUUCCCCCUUCCCUUCCUCCUCUCCCGUUUCUCCCUCACCCAAAGAUGACUUCCUUUUUCCCUCAUCCCCCCUGUCCGCCUCCUCUCCACCACCCAUCUUUUCCACAAACAGCCCCUGGCGGAAUGACGUUCAGACCAAAGACCAGAGGAGCAUCUAA
Molecule: messenger RNA, 3039 nt
Organism: Closterium sp. NIES-65
Lineage: Eukaryota; Viridiplantae; Streptophyta; Zygnematophyceae; Desmidiales; Closteriaceae
Source: the annotation of a GenBank genome assembly